AUGGUUCUUUAUUGGUCAAUUGUGAUCCAGUUAAAAAAAGAUGGUAGAUUCUUAACUACGAAUAAUCCUGAGUUUAAACCUGAGUUUAAACCUGAGUUUAAUCCUGGCAUUGACACAAAUGAUAUAUUGUAUUUGGAUGUAUCAGUAAACUUUGAUCCAAAAAAUCCAGUAUGGAAUCCAUUAACAGCAGAUAGUCCUGUUGCAUUUCACAGUAUGUCAAUUGGAGGUCAAAAUAACAAUUCAUUAAUAAUAUUUGGUGGAAUGUCAAAUGGGAAGGCACUCCCAGAUUCAUUAUAUAUUUUUGAUACAACAAGCAAGUCAUUAGCUUCUAAAGCAGUUACAACAGAAUGUACUAAUCGUGUGCUACACACCUCAGUCACCAAAUAUGAUUCAAAAGUUUUUAUAUUAGGUGGAUCUUCACCUGUUGUUUCAAAAGAUGAUGAUGUCAGUGAUACAUUAAAUACGUUAUGUGUGUAUGAUUCAUUAACAAACAUAUUUAAAAUGUCAGCAAUAAGUGUUUUACCAAAAGGAAUUUCUCAUCAUACUUCAACUUUACUAAGUGAUAAUCUCAUUUAUGUUAUUGGUGGUAUUAGUAAUGUGGUGGCUGGUACAGGUUCCCCUCCCCUAUCAGACAUGAAUCUAAUUACUAUUUAUGACACUAAUCUAGAUACUUGGACCUCAAAGACUGCUUUAGGUGAUAGACCUCCUCAAAGAAGAGGUCAUCGAGCUGUUGGAACAACAGACAUGAAAAUUAUUAUUUAUGGUGGUCAUGAUUUUGAUGCAUCAACUAUUUAUAAUGAUGUGUUAGAACUUGAUACAACUACACUGACAUGGAAAACUAUCAAACCUGUGGGAAUAGCUAAACCACCAGGAUUGUUUGAUCAUACAAUGACAUUGGUUGGAACUAAUAUUAUAAUUACAUAUGGAUUUAUGUUAGAUGAAGAAAUUUUUAAAGUAUCAUCAAAUAUAUUUAUACUUGAUUCUACAACUUAUACAUGGUUGGAAACAUAUACACCUAAGAUUCCAAUGCAAUCAUCAACUUCUAUGACACCAGCACCAUCACAAACUUCUACAGAUACUUCUGCAACAAAUUCUGAUAAUUUUGGACAAGAUUCUUCAAACACUACUAAUCAUCUUAACAGUAAACAAUUAGAGGAAAACUUGAACGGGCUACCUUUCUCAUUUGCAUCAUAUCUUUUAUUCUUAUUUAUAGCAGAAGAACCUUUGAAUUCAUUGACUAUUGACUUAAUGUUUCCGACACUUUCAUGUUGCUUCUCGUUAGCAAUUGUUUCUGCAUCAUGUAGAUUCUUAACUGCGGAUGAUCUUGAUAAUAUUGAUGAGUUUAGUCCUGGCAUUGACACAACUGAGAUAUUGUAUUUGGAUGUAUCAGUAAACUUUGAUCCAAAAAAUCCAGUAUGGAAUCCAUUAACAGCAGAUAGUCCUGUUGCAUUUCACAGUAUGUCAAUUGGAGGUCAAAAUAACAAUUCAUUAAUAAUAUUUGGUGGAAUGUCAAAUGGGAAGGCACUCCCAGAUUCAUUAUAUAUUUUUGAUACAACAAGCAAGUCAUUAGCUUCUAAAGCAGUUGCAACAGAAUGUACUAAUCGUGUGCUACACACCUCAGUCACCAAAUAUGAUUCAAAAGUUUUUAUAUUAGGUGGAUCCUCACCUGUUGUUUUAAAUGAUGAUGUCAGUGAUGUAUUAAAUACAUUAUGUGUGUAUGAUUCAUUAACAAACAUAUUUAAAAUGUCACCAAUAAGUGUUUUACCAAAAGGAAUUUCUCAUCAUACUUCAACUUUACUAAGUGAUAAUCUCAUUUAUGUUAUUGGUGGUAUUAGUAAUGUGGUGGCUGGUACAGGUUCCCCUCCCCUAUCAGACAUGAAUCUAAUUACUAUUUAUGACACUAAUCUAGAUACUUGGACCUCAAAGGCCACUUUAGGUGUUACUCCCCAACAAAGAAGAGGUCAUCGAGCUGUUGGAACAACAGACAUGAAAAUUAUUAUUUAUGGUGGUCGUAAUAUUGAUGCAUCAGCUAUUUAUAAUGAUGUGUUAGAACUUGAUACAACUACACUGACAUGGAAAACUAUCCAACCUGUGGGAAUAGCUAAACCACCAGGAUUGUUUGAUCAUACAAUGACAAUGGUUGGAACUAAUAUUAUAAUUACAUAUGGAUUUAUGGUGAUAUCAUCAUCAAAUAUAUUUAUACUUGAUUCUACAACUUAUACAUGGUUGGAAACAUAUACACCUAAGAUUCCAAUACAAUCAUCAACUUCUAUGUCACCAGCACCAUCACAAACUUCUACAGAUACUUCUGCUACAUCGUCAUCAUUAUUAUCAGAUCCAAGUCCUUCAAGUCCUUCUAUCUCAACAAAUUCUGAUGAUUCUGGACAAGAUGGUUUAUCAUCAUUCUUGUCAUCACUACAAUCAUUACCACCAUAUAUUAUAGGAAUAAUUGCUGGAUCAGCAUUUAUAUUAGUUUUGUUGAUUAUUGGUUUAAUCAUUUAUGUGUGUAAAAGGAGACAAAAAAGGCGCAAUUCAUAUUUCACAGCACCUUAUGAAUCAAAUCAAUCUCAUUCGCCACCAUUAACCGGUAAUCUACCAUUUAAUCAAUUACCCAACUCUUUAACAUCAAACAAAAACACAUCAGACAAUUCAACAUCAUCAUUACCAAUCCCGCCACCACAUUUAUUACCACCAUCUAUAUUAAAAAAAAAAAAUAGUUCUGAUAGUAAACUUGCUAUUGUUGAUUCAAAUGAUGUUCAUCGAAAUCCUCUUAGAAGACAAUUUAGUGUUGAUGACUAUCGUGACAAUCCUUAUCAACCACCACCCUUAACACUACCAUCUACAUUAAAAAAUAAAAAUAGUUCUGAUAGUAAUAAACUCACUAUAGAUGAUCCAAACGAUGCUUCUAAAGGAAAAUAUAGGGUUGAUGAUUAUCUUGGCAAUCCUUAUCAGCCACCCGAUAAUGAUAGACUUAAAGCAUCAUCUAUUGCAGCCUCUAGUAUAUAUGCACCUUCAUGUUCCAGCAGUACUAAAAGUUCACAUAUUGGCAGCACACUACCAAAAAUUGAUACUCAAUUGAACUCAAUUACUGAAUUAGGUAAUGUAACUCCUACAAACUUUACAACUACCACCUCUCCAAGUUCUGAUGUAAUUGCUGCUAUUAAUGCUGCUGCAAAAAAUGAUUCACACAGUAGUAAUGGGGAAAGUUUCCAAAGUCCAUUAUUUAGAAAUGAAGCUUUAAGUUUACGAACUGCAAGAAGGUUAUCUGAAGCAAAACCAAAGAAUAAUGUUGAUCAUGAUAUCAAUAAAUUAUUAUCUAAGCUUGAAAAAGAAGACCAAUAA
This is a messenger RNA of Entrophospora candida, 3342 nucleotides long. The record is from the annotation of a GenBank genome assembly. NCBI's taxonomy places the organism in Eukaryota, Fungi, Glomeromycota, Glomeromycetes, Entrophosporales, Entrophosporaceae.